Messenger RNA from Rhododendron vialii, 1439 nucleotides. RefSeq names its product 1-aminocyclopropane-1-carboxylate oxidase homolog 4-like. The record is from RefSeq and is a predicted model, not a curated record. The transcript has 3 exons. NCBI's taxonomy places the organism in Eukaryota, Viridiplantae, Streptophyta, Magnoliopsida, Ericales, Ericaceae. The coding region runs from base 34 to 1134 and encodes 366 amino acids.
AUCAGCACCACUUGCAAACCGUCGGAGAGAAAAAUGGCAGCCGUGAGUUCAUCGGCCGAAUGCGAUUACAAUCGCAUGAAGGAAGUGAAAGAAUUUGAUGAAACAAAAAUGGGAGUGAAAGGUCUCACCGAUUCCGGCAUCACAACAAUCCCUAAGUUCUUCGUACAGAUGCCGGAAGUUCGCUCUACUCUGAAACCGUGUUCGGAAGAUCAUGCCGGAAUUCCCCUCAUUGAUCUUUCUCAAAUAAGCGCCACUGAUCACCGGCCAAGGAUCGUCAACGAGCUCCGAGAAGCCGCCAAGAGCUGGGGUUUCUUCCAAGUGAUCAACCACGGCGUACCUGUUUCGGUUCUCAACAAGACAAUAGAAUCCAUCAAAUCAUUCCACGAGCAACCCCAAGAGCAGAAAGCAAAGCACUACGUCCGGGCGGAGCAGAGCGGCGUAAUGUACGCAAGCAACAACGACUUAUUCCGGUCGAAGGCUGCCAGCUGGCACGACUUUGUCCACGUGUGGAUGUCGCCGGAGCCAGCUGACGCCGACCAGAUACCGGAUGCGUGCCGGUCGGAGAUUGUGGCCUGGGACAGGGAGGCCACGGCGGUGGCGGAGACGGUUGCGGAGCUGUUGUCGGAAGGGCUGGGAGUGGCGGCGGGAAAGCUGAGGGAGGCGGGGCUUUUGGCCGCCAAGACAAUUGCGGGGGUGUAUUACCCUUUUUGUCCUCAGCCGGAUUUGACGCUGGGGCUUAACCACCAUACGGAUCCAGGGGUAUUGACGGUAUUGUUGGAGAAUCAAGUGGUUGGGUUGCAAGUGAAGCAUGAGGGGGAGUGGGUGGAUGUUAAGCCAGUCCCUGGGUCGUUGAUUAUUAACAUUGGAGACGCUCUACAGAUUAUCUCCAAUGGUGAGUGCAUUAGCGUGGAGCAUCGGGUGCUGGCCAACUCUUCGAACGAACCUCGAAUCUCGAUAGUCGAAUUCUUUAACAUGGACAAACGGGUUGAAUCCCGUCGCUACGGGCCUCUUCCAGAGUUGGUCACACCGGGAAGUCCAGCCCGGUAUCGAAACUUCACCGUCAAGGAAUUUCACGACAACUUCUUUAGCAAGGGGUUGGAUAGCAAGUCCCUCGUUGAGAAACUUAUGGUGUGAGAUAUAAGAACCUAAUUUCGAGAUGUACACUCCAUGAGUGAAAGUAUAAACUCCAUGACUGCAAAUUGGAUGAUAAACUUUGCAGAUCGUUGGCAUUGAAUGGUUAUGUAUUAUGAGAAGAACUAAUAAUUCAGGUGUCCAAAUUAGAUACUAAUUUAAAUGAGGGGAUCAGUCAGGUCAAUUAAGAACAAUGGAAGUAUUUGCAUGUGGCUUAAAUUCCUAUAUUGUGAAAGUUGAAAUAUUGUUAAACGUUAUAUUGGUGAGAAUUCGAAAGUGCACGAUUGACUGAUCAGUUGGGAGAUUGU